This is a messenger RNA of Magnolia sinica, 1419 nucleotides long. RefSeq lists its product as uncharacterized. The coding region runs from base 810 to 1277 and encodes 155 amino acids. The transcript is spliced from 8 exons. Gene Ontology annotation, cellular component: cytosol. Gene Ontology annotation, molecular function: AMP deaminase activity. Lineage: Eukaryota; Viridiplantae; Streptophyta; Magnoliopsida; Magnoliales; Magnoliaceae. The record is from RefSeq and is a predicted model, not a curated record. Gene Ontology annotation, biological process: IMP salvage; AMP metabolic process.
UCCCAGCCCCCGACUCUCUCCUUGUACCUGCCCCGACUCUCUCUCUCUCUCUCUCUCUCUCUCUCUCUCUCUCUCUCUCGAUUUCUAGGGUUUUGAUCUUUCAUGAACGUACAGAAACCAGAUCGGAUCUCUGAUGGUGGAUUCAAGCACCAGCAAUGCAGGCGCCACGACUCCAUCUCCUCGCCAUCCCGUCCUCCUCAUGCGACGCAUCCCGGCCGUCGAUUCUGCUGCCGUCUGAUUCCUUCAAGGGCCGUAGGAAGGGUUCUUCAAUCACACGUGCACAUUGAUGAUCUUAUCAACCUCCUCCAUGGAUCUGACCCCAUCAGGGUCGAGCUCAACCGCCUCGAGAAUGAGGUCCAAGGUCGGGAUUUCCUCAUCUUCUGUUAUAUCUUGGUUGUGGAUUCAUCGGUUUUUUGCUCGAUUUUGCUGGGUUUUGGGGGUUUAGGGCUUGAUUGGGGCAGGUUUAGGGUCUUUGAGGUGUUUUAGAUGUGUCAGUGCAUGGCCGCCCAACCUCUAUUGAAAGCCGCUACCAUCAUAAGAGGCCGCCCGUCCCUCAUCAUCAACAACCAAGCACAUCUCCACCUGCAAUCGUCCACCAUCAGUUCUGAUUGGCUCUAUUACAUUUCCUUGAUCCAGAGAAAUUCAAGAAUAAAGAUGAUUUUGUUGAAAAAUACAAGAAUCUAAGCUCCUUUAAUGACAUUGAGCUUGCUAAUCUUCACAAGGAAUUGAGGCCUCACAUUCUUCGAAGAGUUAUCAAGGAUGUGGAGAAGUCUUUACCUCCAAAUAUUGAGCACAUCCUCCGGGUUGAAAUGUCUCCCCUUCAGAAACAGUAUUACAAGUGGAUUUUAGAACGUAACUUUCAUAACCUGAACAAAGGAGUCCGCAGAAAUCAGAUUGGAUUGGCGAUGUCUCCAUUGAGCAACAACUCCUUGUUUCUGGAAUAUAGUUUUGCCGCACAGGUAUGGAAGCUCACUGCUUGUGAUCUCUGUGAGAUAGCAAGAAAUUCAGCUCAUCAAUCUAGAUUUUCCCAUGCAGCAAAGGUGAAAGAAGCAAGCCAACUUAUAGCAGUCACAACAAGGACAACAAUUGUGCACGGCGAUGAACUCAUUGUCAUCACAACAAGCCCCUAUGAGCAAGCAGCAUUUGGUUUUAAAACUGAUUGGCGAGACAGGCUACACAUACAUCAUGCCCAAGAACAUUUUGAAGAAGUUUAUUUGCAUAGCAGAUCUUCGGACUCAAAUUGCAGGAUAUUUAUAUGGCAUAAGCCCCCCAGAUAACCCUUAAGUGAAGGAAAUCCGUUGUAUUAGUUAUCAAUUAACAUUAAUAUUUUUUUAGCCAACUCAUCAAAUUGAAGAUGUGUAUUGUAAUAAAUAUUAUAUUUUUUUUAAUUGUCUAGUAAUAUAAAUUUUGCUUAAUAUU